AUGAAGAGAGUCAAACAGUGGGACAUCCGGGGAGCUGUCGCUCUUGCAGGAACUUUCCAUUUCUUGUAUUCCUGUGGCACCAGUUUCCUCUUGCCUUUCCUCACCCUCUACCUCAGACACCUUGGUCUCACUGCCUCGAUGACAGGCAUCGUCAUAGCGACUAAACACCUCGUGGCACUGGUCUCACACCCGUUGUCCAGUCUUCUGGCCAAACAUUACAACAAAAGACGAUUCAUUGUGAUUGGGUCUUUGAUCUGUUCUGCAGGUGUAGUUCUGACCCUCCUCCUUCUACCGCCCACCGCCAUGAAGGUGGAGAACAACUCCACGUGCAAUGUCAGUGGCCUUAGCGCUGUUCCAACGGAACUCCAGACCAACCACACCCCUCUAGGACGCCAGACAACUCCAUCUCAGAUCUCUGCUGCUCCUUCUUCCAACAAAAAGACAGAGUUACCUGAAGGAGCUACGGAGGUGUCACCCGUGGGCAGGGGCAAUACUACAGCCCACUCCAGCCUCCAAGGCAGCUCAGAGACUCCACCCCUUCACGAGCAUCCAUCCACAACCACAAGUGACAUAGCCCAUCAGCUAGAAGAUCAGGAAGAGGAGAAGGAGGAGGAGAAAGAAAGACAUGAGUUCCUCGGGAGUCUAAAGGUCAUGGACGUUCAACACCAGCUCUUCUUCCUCGUCCUCAUCAUCGUGGGACUGUGGGAAGCAGUGGUGGCCCCUCUGGAGUGGACCGUGGACGAUGGUUUGUAUGAAUAUUUGGACUUUGUGGAUGCUACAGACCGUUACAGAAGCGUUGGAUUCUGGAAGCUUCUGGGUGCUGCCGGCGGCGUGUGCACAAGCGGGGUUCUGGUCAGCAGCCUGCGUUGCACUGUGGGAAAUGAGCUACAGUUCUACGCUUAUGCGCUGUUGAUGGUGCUAACCAUGCCUCCGGCUGCCCUCUUGCCCUUCUACCACCGAAAACGAGAGCGGCCCUCUAGUGGUGGUUUGAAGGCACUGCAGCUGGUGCGUGGAGAUUCGCGAGCAUUGCUUUGCGCCGUCAACGCUCUGCUGGUGGGCGUGGCUGGCGGAGCUGCGUCAAGCUUUCUCCUGUGGUUGGUGGAAGAUUGCGGUGGGACCGAACUGCACAUGGGUCUCGCCCUUGCCCUGGCUUUGUCGUGCCAGGCCGUCUUCACCCUGUUCGGCAGGCGCCUCGGACGUUUCCUCAAGCCCCACGGCCGGGCGCUGAUCCUGGGCACAGUCGGCCUGUCACUGCAGUGCUUUUACUACUCCUUCCUCUGGACGCCUUGGGCGGUGGUGCCCGCUCAGCCACUGGCAGGUUUGAGCACCGGCAUCCUCUGGUGGGCAGUGAAGGCACAGAGCGACGACGUAGCCACGCCAGGCAGAGAGAGGGCAGUCUGGAGGGUCUAUCAGACUCUUGUACUGGAGCUGGGAUCAGGCUUGGGUAGCCUCAUAGGGGGUUUGGUGGUGCAGAAAUUUGGGAUGGAGGUGCUGUUCCAGAGCGUGGCGGUCACUCUGAGUGUGUGGAGUGUCUGUAUGGCUAUACUGCAGUGGAGAAUCCCACAUCAACGUAGGAUUAACUACUCGCGUCUGCUGGCAGCUGACGCUAGCGAGGCUAGUGACACAGAGUCAGAGGAGGAUAGAGACUGGCUGGAGAAAGCCAUGGAGAACGACACGGCUCACGCUAACAGGAGAAGAUCAGAAUGCUAA
Chanos chanos (milkfish) is the source of this 1710-nucleotide messenger RNA. RefSeq names its product major facilitator superfamily domain containing 6-like (gene mfsd6l). Gene Ontology annotation, cellular component: membrane. The record is from RefSeq and is a predicted model, not a curated record. Lineage: Eukaryota; Metazoa; Chordata; Actinopteri; Gonorynchiformes; Chanidae.